CAAAGCUGCUUGCAAAAACGAGGGACCUCUCUUUUCAGCCUUACAGACAAAAGUUGAUUUUUAUGUUUUUGAACCAAUAGUUUUUCAUGAGAUGUCAUUGGACUGGAUGUUUAUGAUAGAUUAUAAAGGCUGAGUCACAUGUACCGCCUCAGGAAACUGCUAGAUCUGACAUUGUUGUAAACCAAACUUGCAACUCUUCAGUAUUAUUCUCAGUAAAGACCAAACAUGGCUGCUGCUGCACUCGUCAAAGAGAACUUUAAGUUUGUGUCCCUCUUCUUCAAGAGUAAAGAUGUGAUGAUCUUCAAUGGUCUGAUUGCUCUGGGAACUGUGGCUGGCCAGACUGCGUACAACGUUUUUGCCUUUGACUGUCCAUGUUCCUCUGGGAGGAACUACCUCUACGGCUUGGCUGCCAUUGGUGUUCCAGCGCUGGCAUUUUUCCUCGUAGGAAUAAUGAUGAACAAGAGCACCUGGGACCUGGUCUCUGAGUGUCGGCUCAGAAAGUGCCGGAAGCUGUCGGGAGUCACCGCCUUUGCACUACUGGGAACCAUCAUUGGUCGAGCUAUUGUGGCUUCGCUGACAUGGGUGGUUAUCUCUUUGUUGCGGGGCCAGGCGUACACAUGUGCCCUCAGUGAAUUUGUUGACCCCAGUACGCUGGAGAGCUUCCCCUCAGGUCAGGGGACAGAGGUCAUGGCUAAAUUCCCGUGUGAAGGAAGUUUUCCAACGGACCUUCAAGGCUCCUGGGCUGAAAUUGAGCGUCGACUGAAAUAUGAAUCUCAGCUGAUAGGCUGGCUGCUGGUGGCCGGAAUGUCUCUGAUGGUGUUCCUGUUGCUGUGUUUGAAGCGCUGCUCCUCUCCACUUGGCUACCAGCAGGAGGACUACUGGUCCCAGUACCGCUCUAAUGAAAAGACCCUCUUCCAACGCACAGCAGCAGUCCAUGCCCGCCUCCUGGCUGCAGAGAACAUCAAGAACUUCUUUGGCUUUGUGGCAUUGGAGCAGGAAGAGAAGGAGCAGCUGGCUGAACACCAGGGUGCUAGUCCGAUCUGCAGCACCAACUGGAACAGAGUGACUGGUGUCUACCUCUACAGGGAAAAGAAUGGACUGCCUUUGUACAGCAGGCUCAACAAAUGGGCCACGUACAGUCUGGAGAAUAAUGUGGAAGCCAUGGAGAAAGAGAUGGACGUGCUCGCUUGACUGCGUUCCUCAGUAAAGUGGCCAAGUGACUGCGACCACUAUGCUUCAAAUGGAGUGCUUGGUGGAUCGUCAAAAAGCGUCCACAGCCCCCUCCCUCAACUCCUUUACCAUUUCAGAACUGAGUGGGCUUUGUCUGACAAUAGUAUUUUCUUUAUUUAUUUAACUUUCUGAAACUAACAAUCUGAAAAUCAUGCACAGUAUUUUUGCCACUUUGCAUUGUGACGUGUUUGGAGGAGACUUCAUAAGAAAUGUUUCAUUUGAAGAUACUGAACCAUUAAGUCAUCAGUAUAACUUGGAUGGAAGAGCAGACAAAGGAUAUCAGAAAUGUAAUUAAUUUAUUAGUAGGACUUUACCAUCAGUAGAAAAUUUUGAUUUUAUGGUGCCCACUAUUUCCCACCACUGUUUUAAAGUCAUGUCUUAUUUCAGCAUUGGAAAGAGCAAAUAUGGAGUCUAUACUGUCAGAUGUUGUCCUGCAUAUAGUGUGGGAAAUGAUUUCUGUUCCAAAUGUAUGUUUUAGCUUUAAAGAAUUUUAGGGAGAAAAUUUGGGUUCAAGAGGUUGACAGUAAUCUAAAUGUUACUUCUCGGGAUAUGACAGAAAUAUCCCGCUUUCAUAUCAGUAUAUCUCAGUUGCUUUGUCAUUAAUAUUCUCUGGAAGAAUAAUUGCAAAAUUUACCACC
This is a messenger RNA of Xiphias gladius (swordfish), 1868 nucleotides long. Its product is annotated as calcium homeostasis modulator protein 2-like. The record is from RefSeq and is a predicted model, not a curated record. The transcript is spliced from 3 exons. Gene Ontology annotation, molecular function: monoatomic cation channel activity. NCBI's taxonomy places the organism in Eukaryota, Metazoa, Chordata, Actinopteri, Istiophoriformes, Xiphiidae. Bases 226 to 1191 code for a protein of 321 amino acids.